AUGUUCGACGCCAAGACGGGGGACGCCUUCGCCGUCAAGGGCAUCGACUACUACCCGCGCCCCAACACGGGGGACCUGGACGCCAACAACCUCGACUUCUUCACGGACGACAACGAGGACAUCUGGCGCCCGGACAUCGAGUACCUCGCGGCCGUGGGCGCCAACGCCGUGCGACUGUACGCCGUGGACCCGUCCAAGUCGCACGACCUCUUCAUGUGCGCGCUGCGAGCCAAGGGCAUGUACGCGCUGGUGGAUCUUGGCGCCAGCUGCGAGAACUGCUCCAUCACGGUGGACGAGUACCCGGCGUGCUAUCCGGGCGCGCUCAAGACUCGGGGGGAGCAGAUCAUCUCCGAGUUCGCCCAGUACGACAACGUAUUGGCGUUCAGCGCCGGCAACGAGGUGAAUAACAUUGUGGACGACGCGUGGACCAACGCCCCCUGCCAGAAGAAGUUCAUUCGGGAUAUGCGGGCGUUCCUCGGAGGCUGCUCGAGCUUCCGGGACAUCCCCGUGGGGGUGGUCAUGGCCGACCCGGACACUACCAACAACAACCGAGAGGUGAACUCCAAGUACUACAACUGCAGGACGGACUCGAGCGACGAGUACGAGAACGCGGAAUGGUACGGACUCAAUACGUAUCAGUACUGCAAUGCGAAGGUUACGGAGCUGGCGUCGUCCGGGGGAUUCGAGAAGCUAUUGACGGACUUCUCGUCCUAUGACUUGACUAUCCCCGUCCUGCUCACGGAGUUCGGCUGCGUGAACCCGAGCUUCCCGACUGUGGACGGGUAUGAGGCGCAACGCACGUGGCUGCAGGCUGGCUGGCUGUUCGACUCGACGUUCCGUGACGUGUUUGCCGGCGGAUUCGCGUUCGAGUACUCGACGGAGAACGCUAAUGCCAAGGACGAGUCGCCCUACCCGUUCACGAGCUACGGAGCUCAGAACUAUGGACUGGGCUACUUCUCGCCCGAGGACUGCGACCACGAGUCGGUCCCGUGUGUGUACAACCCGAUGCCGAACUUCGACAGCCUCGCGGAGCAGUACAACGCUACGGAUGUGUCGGGUGAGAGCAACAAGGACGACUUCACGCCCGACCGAACUACUCUCCCUUCGUGCCCCGAUGGAUUCCCCGCACUGGCCGAUGCUACGUGGGAGGCGGACAGCAUUGACAGUCUGACGUGUCCGUCUACUGCCCAGCAGUAUGAGUGCCCCGACCAGGAACCGAGUGGGGAUUGGGCCAGUGAUGCGGGAUCCAGUUCCACGACGUCGUCAUCGAAGACUUCUAAGAAUUCCGACACUAAUGCCGGAAGUUCCACCACUGCGACAUCAGGAACGGGUACGACGGACGAUGGAGGCAACACGAGCUCUUCGUCCUCGACUUUGACCCUAUCCGUUGCGAUGGCUGCCUCUGUGGCGGCGCUUGCAAGUAUUCUUGUCUAA
Phytophthora sojae is the source of this 1434-nucleotide messenger RNA. RefSeq lists its product as hypothetical. Gene Ontology annotation, molecular function: 1,3-beta-glucanosyltransferase activity. Gene Ontology annotation, biological process: cell wall (1->3)-beta-D-glucan biosynthetic process. The record is from RefSeq and is a predicted model, not a curated record. The coding region runs from base 1 to 1434 and encodes 477 amino acids. The transcript has a single exon. Lineage: Eukaryota; Oomycota; Peronosporomycetes; Peronosporales; Peronosporaceae. Gene Ontology annotation, cellular component: cell wall.